Messenger RNA from Heteronotia binoei (common prickly gecko), 6569 nucleotides. It is a transcript of the gene SUSD6, whose product is annotated as sushi domain containing 6. The transcript is spliced from 5 exons. Bases 65 to 976 code for a protein of 303 amino acids. The record is from RefSeq and is a predicted model, not a curated record. NCBI's taxonomy places the organism in Eukaryota, Metazoa, Chordata, Lepidosauria, Squamata, Gekkonidae.
GUAACAAAUUCCAACCAACAAAACAUUGGAGAGUGGAAAAUAUUAGACUUUUGGUGACUAAAAGAUGUGCCAUGGAAUGGUAGCAGCAAAGGGCACCACGACGUCACUGCUUGCCUUGUUCAGUCAUGGAUUAUUUUUUCCAUUGGUCAUCUUCAGUACUCCUGGAGUGGAAGGACUGGUCUCAUCUUGUCCACAGCCACCAGAGCCAGAGAAUGGAGGUUAUAUAUGCCAUCCAACAUCCUGCAAAGACCCAUUGGUAUCUGGCAGCGUCAUAGAGUAUGUGUGUGAAGAAGGUUUCAUGCUGAAAGGAGACUACAAAUAUCUGACCUGCAAGGAUGGAAAGUGGGAUCCAGUCAUGGAGGUGACCUGUAGACUCAACCAAGAUAAAGAUUCUCCUCCAAGUAUAGGAGUGCCCACUCUAUCCAUAGUGGCUUCCACAGCAAGCUCAGUGGCCCUCAUCCUCCUUCUAAUUGUACUAUUUGUUUUGCUGCAGCCAAAGUUGAAGUCUUUUCAUCACAGCAGGCGUGAUCAAGGUGUUUCUGGGGACCCCGUUUCCAUCAUGGUAGAUGGCGUUCAAGUGGCUUUGCCAUCCUAUGAAGAAGCUGUUUAUGGCAGUACUGGGAACUGCAUCGCUCCCUCAGAUUCACGGGUGCAGAUCGUCCUGUCAGAGGGAGCUGGGCAGAGUGGAACAAGGGAUAUGCAGCAACCACCACUGGACCAAGUGAAUCAUAGCUGCUUUGCUGGGGAGGAUGAAGUCCCUGGACACUCUGGACUGUGUGAAGCAAGUAGUUCUCACCAUUCAGAGGCUGUUCUAGUGCAUCAAGCCACUUCCUCUUCCUGGGUAGCUGGUAUGUCUACUAGUAGGUGUGGGCACAAAGAAGCUCCGGACUCAGAAAGCAGUGAUGUACAAAGCCUUCUAUCACUCACUUCCUCAGAGGACUACCCAGAUGAUAUUCCAUUGUUGAAAGAAGCCUGAGGUCUGUUGCAUUUAUCUAGCCUUUUUUCUCCAUUUCUCCUUGCCUCCUUGGGAUGGUGAGCACUCAGUGCUAGCUUCCCCCACUCUCCCACGCUGUGCUCCGAAAACCUCCAAGCAAACACUUCUUAGCUGAAGAUCCAAAGGAUGCCACCAGGAUGCCUCCUCAAUUCACCAGUGGAGGGCGUGCAGGGUGCCAGCCUUCCUCCCCCCACCGCCAGUUUCAUCCGCUGUAAAGGAGGGUUGAGAUUCAGUGACUUGAGCGCCGGCUGCCUCUUCCUGUCCUCAGCCAGAUGUUUGUGUGGUCUCAGGAGAGCUGCUGUUUACUUGUGCCUUGCUCCUUCUCACACCGGCUUGUUGCAGCUUCUCACUAGCCUUUCUAGCUUCUGGACUUCUGCUCAGAAAAGCAGAGGCCAAAAAUUGCUUGCUGUGUUGGGUGCAGAUAGUGUCCUUCCAUUUAUCUUCAAGAAGGCAAGAUGGAACUCCUGUAGGUGGGCUGAGAGGGAAGGGAGCCCAGAGGGAGUCACACAUACAUAUUCUAGUUCUGGAGGUCUUUCAGAAUUGUGUACCUACCAUAUAACAUAGCUGCACAUUAAUAUGUUAGGCAUCCUGGGCUUGGUUAAAAGGCAAUCACAACUGGCCAACUUAUGGGAGGGGCAGCCCCUUACUGACAAACUUAGGCUGCUACCUUUUCUUUAUUUCCCAAUGAGAGGAGACUAGAGCAUCUUUGCUGGAAUGAAAGUACCUAUACCUCUGCAAAUUUCCUUUUUUUUUAAAGUGCAUUGUUCAUCCAUGAAAAAUCUGGGGUUGUGUCAAUGUACAGAACUUGGAGCAAUUUCUCUAUCCUGCAUAAAACAUAGGAGCACCUGUGUGUGUAAGCCCAUGUGGAGAACAGAAUGAGUGCCCUUCUCUUAGAAGUGCCUCCCCAUCAGCAAUACCCUAGCUAAUCCAAAGCCUUUCAUCUUCCCACUUGUGUAGAGUUCCAUGAGUGCACUAUGCUGGUGUUUGAGUUACAUUCACUGCUAUAACCACCUUUGGCUUCAACCCAAUAUAAUGGGAAAGUAAUUUUGCAUCGUUACUUCUGUUGUUGCUUCUCAUAUAUGUGGAGGCAAUGCCAGGACUUUUGAGUUUUUUUAGCUUGGGUUUUUGUGUGUGUCUCCAUAUUCUAUCAUAAAGCAAGUCAACAGGAAAAGAGAUCUAGUAUGCUUGUAACUGGUGUGCCUGAUUGCCUUGGAUAAAUUAGCUAUAGUCUGCCUUAAUAAUUUGGAAUGGAAAGAGCCAUGUUGCUGCUUUGUUUGAUGGAAGAACCACCUCACUUCCUUUUUUACAUUGCAUGCUGAUUCCACUUCCCUAUGCAGGGGACAUAUUUGCCUGCCAUCUUCCCUUCUGACACAAGCAUGUUGUGCUCCUCUUCAUCUGGCCUCUGUGAAUUAUGAAUUAUCAAACUUCCUGAAUGAACUUUUAGGAUACCUGUAACCCUAUCUGGCUCCUUCUGACAUGGUUGAGGUAGUCCUAAAGGACAGGGUGCAGUGUAUAAAUACAUAGCAAUGGAAUGUUAACUUCAUUCCAGUUGACACGCUACUUUUCAUUUGCAUUCCUCAUUCAGAUGGAAUGGUUCAUAAAUUGUUGUGGUAUAUUAACAUCCUUGAAAUGGUAUUCUGGAAGCUGAAUCUGUAGUAUUGAUUUUCUACCACUAGGCAGUUAUUAGCACAACCUUUCUGUGUGUCAUGCUCCGCAUUAUUGGGAAUUCCAGGACAGCUUAGACAUUAGCCAAAUAUAUGAAGCCAUUCACUUUGACUUGGACCCUAAUUCUGGAAUUGAUGAGUCAGUUGAACUGCUUGAAGAGCAGCUAGCAUGGCAUAGUGGUGAGCAUGUCAGACUAGGACCUGGGAUGACGGGGUUUGAACAUCCACUCUGCCAUGGAAGCUUGCUAGGGGAACCAUCACAAUCUCUUGACCUAAGGUGGAGGAGGGGAGAAUGAUCUGAAAAACUACGUUGGGUCCCAAUCAAGGGAAAAAGCAGGAUAUAAUUUUUUUAAAAAAAUUAAAAAUAGUUGAGACCACAUAAAUUUUUGAACCAUUCUCUCUUUUAAAAAUAAAACUGGCUGUUUGAGGAAUGGACAUAUGUAGACUUUAUCCUUUUCUGGCUAACAAUGUGAGAUCCUUUCUUGUGUCUUAUAUUAUCUAGUUCCUCAGUUAAUUUAUAGAAGGCAGAGAUGGCAUCAACUUCUGGGUACAAUGCUCAGGUUUUCUGUUCUUAAUGCUUAGGCUAGAAGUAAGUGGAGUACUUUGUUAACUGUGUGAUAACUUUUUGAAGCAUAUGAGAACUACUGAAUUGGAUGGACCACUGGCUGUGCAGCUGUUAUGUGCCUAAUAAUUCAUGUAACCCCUUCCAGCCUUGUGUACAGAAAACCAGGUGCUACAAGCAUCUUGUCUCUUUUGUCUUUGUGAUAUGGAAAAAGGUGGUCUUUGGAUUCUGCAGGCUGACCUUGACCCUUAAAUUCUAGAAUGGCACCUCUAAAUGUCUCCCAUGUCAUGUUGGCCUUUCAAUUAAAUCUAAAAUGGUGGUUGAUCAUAUGAAGCUGUCAUUAUGCUCAGUCAGGCCAUUGGUGCAUCUAGCCCAUUACUGCCACCUUUAACCAGAAGUCUUUCCUAGCCCUGCUUCUUGAAACGCCCCCCCCCCCCCCCCCCCCAGAUAUGCCAGAUAUUGCACUUGGUACCUUGUCCACUACCAUUUAGCUGUAGACCCUCAGUUAACCAGCACAUUUAGAAGAAAAAAUAUAGUCGCUUUACAACCCCGCCCCCCCAGCUCAAUGCUUCCUUUCCAUUAUUUAACUAUUCAUUUCCCAUGUGGUGACUUAAUAGAGUGAGCAAGCAACAACGUGAUUAACUGGUUGUAUGUCUUGUGCUGCCGAAGAGUGAGAAUCUAACCAGUCUCCUUGUGCCAGAGAAAUCUAUGAAAUCAGAAUAAGAUUCCCCUCACUCCUUAAGUCCAAUAGCAGUUGUCUUGCUUACCACUUAGCAAAUAAAACAAAGUAUGAUUACAGAGGCACUUUAAGACCAGUUUUAUUCAGGAUAUGAGCGUUCGCGCACAUAAACACUUCCUCAGUAGUAAAUCAGCAUGCAACAUAAUGAAGAUAUUUAUCAGAUUUCUGAAUCUGAUAAAUAUCUUCAUUAUGUUGCAUGCUGAUUUACUCUCAACCUCUGCCUGUAUGUAUGGACUGGCAAAUUCCAUUUCAUUGUAUCUGAGGAAGUGUUUGUGUGCAUGAAAGUCCAUAUCUUGAAUAAAGCUUAGUUGGUCUUAAAGGUGCCUCUGGAGUCAUCCUUUGUUCUGCUUCUUCAGACCAACACAGCUACCCACCUGAAUCUGUCACUUAGCAAAUAGUUAUUGAAAUGCUUCACAUUUAUGUGUUUUGUGUACAACACCAUUAUGGCAGCAGUAUCUUCUGGAACAGUUGAUGAUGAAAUUGGGGCACUGCAUAAGAGAAUUUGUGAGGCAGGAAUAUCUAAAAUUUGACACUUGAGAAUCCAUGCAAGUCAGAAGAAGCAAGAUUUUCAUGUUCCCCUUUUAGUGUCUAGGCCUCAGCUUUGAAUUAACAUUCAUGUAAAAUAAGUUAGAACAAGGGAUGGGGGAAGAGGUCUUCCUUAGGACCUUUUUUUCUUUUUUAAAUUGCACAUUUCUUUUAAUAUUAUGAUUAUGGUACAUCUCUUCAAAGAUAUGAAAUAUACAAAAAAAAAACCCCAUGGGUGGAUGACUAACUGGAACAUGCUAGACAUCUAGAUGCAAGCUGCACCCACCAAACUCCUGACUAGGAUCACUUCCAACAAUGCAUCUUUAACAAUGCUCUCUUAAGACUCCCUGUACAUAAUAUAGGAUGGGAGGUGCUGAUGCAUGUUAUAAACCCCAGGAGAUGAUAGUAUGGCUCAGCUGCUCCUAUCUCUUUAAAAAGCCUGUGCUACUCCAACUUGUCUCCAGGCAGUGUGUGUUUAGAUACCAUGUGAGAAUAAUUCUUCAAAUGCUGGGUGCAAGGAUCACAAAACCUAGAGCUUGAUUCACCUUUAUGUAAGCUUUCUGUGGCAGUCUUCAUGGAUGUGCUGGGUAUCACAGUAAGGACCAUUGCUUGACACCAGUGAUGUAACAUGUCAGAAAUACAACUACUUUGUUGCACAGUAUUUGUCAUAAUAUUUAAAGCUACUUUUGUAUGUGGGAAGAGCAUUCCCAAGGCCAAAGACCCAGUAACUGCAGUAAAGGAAUAACACGUACACAAUUCAUGUUGUCAUUGUAAAAUAUCUAAUUCCUGUUGGGGAGUGUGUCCACAACAAAAGCUAAUGAUUAUCAUUGGUGAUCCUUGCUGCUCAGUGUCUGGUGGAGUUGGUGGACCCUGGGAGCGGGUAGCUGAAAAAUGUAUGUUAUAGGUUUUUUAUAAUUUUAAUUGUCUUUCAGAGAAGACAUGCACCCACGUUGUUCAGAGGUACUAUAUCUGGCAGAGUCUGGGCUAAUUUGCAUUUUUCCUAGAGCUGUGUGUAGUGACAUCAUAAAAUGUAAAGGGCUGUGAUGUGUCUAUAAGCAUGCAGUGGAUACCUGCCAAGAUACUGCAAACCACAGCAGCUCCCCAGCACUUAUGUACUGCAUGUACCAAGUGGGACAUGCAGUGUCUUCCCUUCACAUACUUUACAUUGUUUACUGCAAACAUGAUGCCUUGUCGAAGCAUGCAUUAACUUUCAUUCUCUUACUGCUUUUGUAGUAGCACCGUAUACAUACCCGUAAGGGGCCCUGCAUACUGGAGUUCUUCUUGGGUAUUUUUGUAUGAAUCCUGCUUUAAUUCAAUUUGAUUCAUAUUACAUAUUGUUCUGUGGACUUCAUUCAGUGCUUUGUUCCUCCUUGUCUGGGUUUGUUUUAUUCUUUGAUUUUGAAUGUGGCCACCUUUGUCAUUUUACUACAGUUUCAACGCUUGCUCCAAGGAGAUGUGUAUAGAAUAAUUAAGCAUUUCUGUGUUUAUAUAUAUAUAUCUUGAGAGCCUGCUGUUGACCUUUCCUUUGGGUGAGCUAAUGAGAGGGGUGACUUUUGUUCUGCUGGAAAUGUCAUGGCUUGCUUUUCCCACCCUUUUGCUUUGAAGUUCAUGCAGUCCAGACCAAACAUCCCAUUGAAAUAUGUGCACGCACACACAAUUACACAAUGGGCAGGCUGCUGGUAGCUAGAGAUACAAAUACAAUGGGAAAACCUGGUUGCCUUCAGUGCUCUUUAUUUGUUUGUAAUCUGAGUUGCACCACUUUGGAAUUAUUUGCAGAAAGGUACUCUUAUAUAUGUGGGAUUUAAAAAAAUACAUAAUGCUGUGCAGGAUGUCAGUCAAUUUUAUUUUGCUUUAUUUUAUAUAUUAUAUAUAUAUGUGCGUGUGUGUGUAUGUAUUUAUGUAUGUGUGUGUGUAUAUAUAUACACACACACACACACAUACACACACACAUAUAUAUAUAUUCUGGUAUCCUGUACAUUGCAGUGGGUGUGGAGAUAGUAUUUUAAUAUUUGUAUAAAGUUUAAUUUAAUUUCAAUUGUUCUAUGUAUAUAACUGCAUUUCUAAAUUAAAAAAAAGUCUUUUGAA